AUGGCUGCUGCUGCUACUACUAGUAGUAGUUUCAACUUCAUCUUCUUCCUCUCAACUUCUCUGCUGCUCCUCUCCACAAUAUCCGCUCAUGAGUUCCGUGUCGGAGGACCGAGGGGAUGGGCGAUGCCCAACGGUAACGAGUCAGAGACCUACAACCACUGGGCCACGAGAAACCGGUUCCAUGUCGGAGAUUCCUUGUAUUUCAAGUACGAGAAUGACUCGGUGCUGGUGGUGGACCACGGACACUACAACCACUGCAACACUUCAGAGCCACUCUACAAGUUUGAUGAUGGCAACACCACCUUCCGGUUCGACCGCUAUGGAUUCUUCUACUUCAUCAGUGGGGAGCCUGGCCGCUGCGAGGCCGGGGAGAGGAUGAUCGUGCGUGUCAUGGUGCACCCAGAAGUCAUCAGCCCGGGCCCGGGGCUUGCACCAUCUCCCCAGCCGGGUGGCGACCAGGGCACAAGCUCCAGCCCGAGCUCGGGCUCAGGUUCGGGCUCGGGCUCGGGGUCCGGCCAGCAGGGAUCACCUUCGGGGUCCAAUGCCUCAUUCAAGACUGCUGCUGAAUCUUCUGCGAUCAUGGCUGCCCUUGGGGUUGCCUCAGUUGUUUUGCUGUUUGCUUAGAGAUAUUCAGCUGUUUAUUUGCUUGUUAGGGACUUUCAGAGACUUUAGAUGGCUUUGUUUAUGAUUUGGACGGUUUAGUCAUGUGUUUUGGUUUCAUGGUAUUGUUCUUAGUUUGGAUUUGUUAUUUGUUA
Messenger RNA from Phoenix dactylifera (date palm), 755 nucleotides. The record is from RefSeq and is a predicted model, not a curated record. Lineage: Eukaryota; Viridiplantae; Streptophyta; Magnoliopsida; Arecales; Arecaceae.